Topomyia yanbarensis is the source of this 576-nucleotide messenger RNA. RefSeq names its product Golgi-associated plant pathogenesis-related protein 1-like. The record is from RefSeq and is a predicted model, not a curated record. Bases 62 to 502 code for a protein of 146 amino acids. The transcript is spliced from 2 exons. Lineage: Eukaryota; Metazoa; Arthropoda; Insecta; Diptera; Culicidae. Gene Ontology annotation, cellular component: extracellular region.
GUAGCCUAGAAAACUCACUCCCAUUUUCGCGAGUGUACUGAGAUAAGCAGUCACAAGUACCAUGCCGCAUCAAUUCCAGCAGGAGGUACUAAACGAGCACAACAGAUUACGCGCCCAACACUCGGCUCCUCCACUGCAGCUCAGCCAACCCCUCUGCCGGUACGCUCAAGAAUGGGCUCAAACCAUCGCUGGUCAAAACAAGCUGCAGCAUCGCACGGAGCGGACGUACGGUGAAAACCUGUACGCCAUGUUCGGCAAAACUCAAAUUUCCGGAACGGAUCCGGUUCGCAGUUGGUACAGCGAGAAAAAAGAUUACAUCUUUGGCCAACCGGAUCCGGGAUCGAACUUUGCCAAGGUCGGCCAUUUUACGCAGGUUGUGUGGAAGGGAACAAAACAGCUUGGAGUGGGGAUGGCCACCAACGGAAGUAACGUGUACGUAGUGUGUAACUAUGAUCCGGCUGGGAAUUUCAAGAAGCAGUACGCUCAGAAUGUGACGGCUUGAAUGAAGAAAUAAUUGGUUCGAGUUUUGAAAGGUGGCUUGGAGUGCUGGCAUAAGAGUAGAAAAAGAAAAGUGUC